Molecule: messenger RNA, 446 nt
Organism: Brassica oleracea var. oleracea
Lineage: Eukaryota; Viridiplantae; Streptophyta; Magnoliopsida; Brassicales; Brassicaceae
Product: oligoribonuclease-like
Exons: 5
Coding region: 1-381 (126 amino acids)
Cellular component (GO): mitochondrion
Molecular function (GO): 3'-5'-RNA exonuclease activity; nucleic acid binding
Source: RefSeq, a predicted model, not a curated record
AUGGGUUUGACAAAGAAAGUGCUCUCUAGUACUAUAAGUGAUAGGCAAGCUGAACAAGAGGUCAUCAAAUUUGUGAAAAAGCAUGUUGGUAAUGAAAAUCCACAAUUAGCUGGAAACUCUGUCUACGUUGAUUUCCUUUUCUUAAAGAAGUACAUGCCAGAUUUGGCUGCUCUUUUCCCUCAUGUACUUGUCGAUGUCAGUAGUGUCAAGUCUUUAUGCACCCGAUGGUUUCCCAGAGAUAAAAACAGAGCUCCUGCAAAGAAAAACAAUCACAGAGCCAUGGAUGAUAUAAGAGAAAGCAUCAAGGAGCUUAAGUACUACAAAGAAACCAUAUUUAAAGCAAACAAAGGUAAGAGGAGAGGUGAGGUGAGGUUCGAGUGAAAGGGGAUAUUGAGAUUGUCGUUUAGGAGUCAUUCGCUUGAAUGUUUUGGUAUUAUGAAACCUAG